UGAGACAGUUCGCUUUGGUGGUACUGACGGAAAUGAGUAGUUUCUGCAUUUGUGAUCCGUGACUUUCUCCUUAGACUUUGCUUUGUGACUCGUGAGGUCGUCUCAGCUGCUUGUGGUUUUAAUUGGUAUAUUGUGAUCGAUGACAUAUUUGCCUAUAACCUGCAGUGUUGAAUGCAGGACAUUAGAAUUCUACUGAGUCCAGAAAGUUUAUUUCAAAGGCUUCAGUUAACUGCUCAUUGCACGAGCGAAAUUCUGAUGACGUUGAACCUAAAGAAACAGUUUAACUGAAUUCACCAUUAGUAGUAAGUAGCAGCCUACCCGUAAGAUGUUGCUGGUUAUGGGUACAAAAUUCGGCCAAAAGUAAGUGGGGAUAAGAAGCAGAAGAAGAAGAAGAAGAAGAAACGAAUGAAUAGAGCUUUGGCAUCGAAGAACUGCGUGACGUUCCAAUAAGACUGAAAGAAGAAGAAGAAGACGCGAAACAAAAGAGAAAAAAAGUGCUAAGGGUCACAAGAGGACUCAGGAACGGCAUAAUAGAAUUAAUAUCUUUCAUUAUAAUAGAAUCAGUAUCUUUCAUUACAUCAUGUCGAUGAACGUCGCUGAUAGCACGGACUUGAUACACGGAGGUCUCAUUUGCAGGGGUGGAAGCCUGGGGAAUUUCUGGCGCUCCAGGACCGACUUCGAACAGAAACUGCUGGUGGCUAUGGGCAUCAUGUCCCUUGUGAUCAUCGCCAUGACGGUUGCUGUCAUCGUCUUAGCUGUGGAAAAUGGCAAGAACAACCCUGGUGGCCCGACAGUCAAAAUUAACCGUCAGCUACCCGACAUAAAGUCCACAUCAGGUGCCAAAGAGGUUUCAGUGACUACCCCCGAAGAGGCCGCCUUGUAUGAAAUAGGGGAAACAGCACCACCUAGCGGAAUGCCACCAUCAGCUCCUUCACGCUACGAGGAUACGUCCGUGUCACAGAUGACGCUGCAGUCAGAGGACUCGCAGUUGCAGCAGGAAGCACUAUCGAGUCCUUCCUUUUCCAGUGAGGAGUAUCAAGAUGGUCACGUAACUGAUGAACGUUCGUCUCCAAAUCAGUCCUAUGUUACAGAGCGGUUGCUUAUGUCUUUAUAGUUGUUAAGUCGUUGGUUAUAAUUAUGAUCGUGAGGUUAAGUAAUGUUCUCGAGUUAGGAUUUAUCCUUAUUUCCUUUGUCACUUAUACUUACACACACAAAGCAAACUUUAUAUAUAUAUAUAUAUAUAUAUAUAUAUAUAUAUAUAUAUAUAUAAUAUAUAUAUAUAUAUGUACGUCUAUAUAUAUAUAUAUAUAUAUAUAUAUAUAUAUAUAUAUAUAUACACGCAUUGGUAUUGAUAUGUCUACCACUGGGAGUAUGUUGUGUUGGUAGUACCAUCUCUAACGAACUUCAGUUUAAAACAGGAUUCCCUUCUCCGUCCUCCCACCACAAUAUGUUCAAACAUUGUUGGUUUUAAUGCAAAGCUAUUUUUGGUACCUAGAAUAAAGUUACGAGCCUUACGGCGAUCCAACCAAU
Molecule: messenger RNA, 1530 nt
Organism: Macrobrachium nipponense
Lineage: Eukaryota; Metazoa; Arthropoda; Malacostraca; Decapoda; Palaemonidae
Exons: 3
Coding region: 581-1114 (177 amino acids)
Source: RefSeq, a predicted model, not a curated record